This is a messenger RNA of Carassius gibelio (silver crucian carp), 1640 nucleotides long. Its product is annotated as apolipoprotein Eb-like. Gene Ontology annotation, molecular function: lipid binding. Lineage: Eukaryota; Metazoa; Chordata; Actinopteri; Cypriniformes; Cyprinidae. Bases 40 to 837 code for a protein of 265 amino acids. The record is from RefSeq and is a predicted model, not a curated record. Gene Ontology annotation, biological process: lipoprotein catabolic process; negative regulation of neuron apoptotic process; regulation of amyloid-beta clearance. Gene Ontology annotation, cellular component: intermediate-density lipoprotein particle; extracellular region. The transcript has 4 exons.
CAUUGGAAAAUCUGUCUGGUGUACUGUCCAAAAACAAUCAUGAAGUUUGUGGCUGUAAUCCUUGCUCUUGCUAUUAUUUCAGGCUGCCAGGGGCACUCCCUGCUUCAGGAUGACCCAAAAAGCCGCUGGGAAAAGGCAGUGGAUCAGUUCUGGAACCAUGUGUCAAAGGUUGAGGAGAUGAGGGACAACAUCAAAGCCACCCAGCUCAGCAGAGAAUUAGACACACUGAUCAGUGACACCAUGAUGGAGCUGCAAAUGUACAACGAUGACCUGCACUCCAAACUGGGCCCUUAUGCGCAGGAUACUGCCAAGAGAUUCAAUGAAGAUCUGCAGCUGCUGGUUAGUAAGCUCCGCACACACAUGGAGGAUGCUAGGGAUCGUGUCAGUGAAUACACAGCGGAGCUUCAAACCAUUGUGGAACAGAACGCUGACGAGGUCAAGAACAGGGUCAACACCUAUGCCAAAAAACUAAGGAAACGUUUUAACAAGGACAUCCAAGAGAUCAACAAGGAAAUGACAAGCUACUUUGAAGAGGUUCGCUCUCGUGCUGCUCAGAGUAUGGAGGAUGUGAAGGAUCGUCUCGAGCCUUACUUCACCUCAAUGCAUCAGCGUGCUGAAGAGAAGCUGACAACUCUGGCAGAUCUAUUAAGAAGCCAGGGUGAAGGAAUUAAAGAGAAACUGGAAUCACAAAUGCAGGACCUCAAAGAAAAAGUUGAGAAGAGCACAGAGAAUAUGCGUAACACAAUUCAGGAAAAGGCAGAGGAGAUACAAAAUUGGUUUGAGCCCUAUGUGUCUCAGGUCCAGAAGCAACUGGAGACAGUCAUGGAGGGUUUGUAAUACCAGUGUAUAUGGAUGAGGUCUCAUAUAAAUUAGAGGAUUAACUUUUUCAUUAAACUUUGCUUACAUAAAUGAAGGUAUUGGAAAUGUAAAAGUGGAAUAUACCAUUAGUACUAGUGUGAAUUCAGGUAAAGUGGGCCACUCUUUGUAAAACGUGUAAUUUAGAUACCUAGAUGUUUUUCUUUUUUUUCUUUUCUUUAUUUCGUUAACUUUACGGUCUAGCUAUAAUAUUUUAAUUUGAAUACAGUUCAUAUUAUGUGUUAUUUGCAAGCUAUAUACCAGUAAACAUUUUGAGAUCAUGCACUCCAGAAAUUUCUUUUCAGGUCAAGUGGACCAUUCCUUAUUUAUCAAAAAUUUAACAAAUCCAAAAUUAUAUAACCUAUUGGUUGAGUAAAAUAAGUCAUGUGUAAGUUCUUGUCUCAAUUCAUGCGUGAAAUUCCAAACAACUGAAAGAACAUGUUGUGUUGACCUUAAAUUUGAUGGAAUCUGAAUAUCAGAAUAUUCAGAAAUCAGGGCAUUACUCUACUCUAUAUAUAUAAAAAAUGUUUAACACACAACUUUAACACAAGCAGUAACAAUAUAAUAAGAGUAUCAUUAAAAAUAGCAACCAUAUGUAAAAAAAAAACUGUUUGUCUAUGUUCUCUAAACACUUUAAAUGAACUUUAAAAUUGUUGAUUGUUCAUAAUUUAAGCUUUAUAUUCUGCAACUACUCAUCCUUUCUUCACUCCACAGAUUUACCUUCAUGUCUUGACUUUCUUUCUAUUUUUUCCUGUCUUCCAUCUCUGACUUGAAUUUCCUGACUG